Molecule: messenger RNA, 2377 nt
Organism: Saccostrea cuccullata (small rock oyster)
Lineage: Eukaryota; Metazoa; Mollusca; Bivalvia; Ostreida; Ostreidae
Product: protein mono-ADP-ribosyltransferase PARP9-like
Exons: 5
Coding region: 135-2360 (741 amino acids)
Biological process (GO): negative regulation of gene expression; protein poly-ADP-ribosylation
Cellular component (GO): nucleus; cytoplasm
Molecular function (GO): transcription corepressor activity; NAD+ poly-ADP-ribosyltransferase activity; NAD+-protein mono-ADP-ribosyltransferase activity
Source: RefSeq, a predicted model, not a curated record
CAGCUGGAAAUGAAGAGGAGAGGUCAUGUCUUGUUGUAACUUUUGUCAGCAGACAAGUUGAUACUGAAAAGAUUGCAAAAAUAACAAAAUCAUUUAAUCCAAAAGCAGUCAUUCAUCCAUAUGAAAAAGAAAAUAUGGCCCUUAUUGUCUUUGAAAAUGCAACUGAUGCUGCAAAAGUGAUAGAACAAUACAAGAAAAAUCCAGAAGUAGAAAUUAUGCUAGAUUUUCUACCCAAUCAGGCAGUGGUUUGCAUUCAUGCUCAGAUAUCCAGUAUGUUUUUAGAAAAGUUCAAAGAUAAAAUUGGCUUACAGAAGGGUAUAGAAACUUCAAGUGGGGUGAGAGUAAAGGAAAUACCUGGAAGGAAAUGGUUGCUAACUGGAAGCUUACCACAGAUUCAUUUGGCUCACAAGUAUCUGCGUAAUGAGCUGACAAAAAUAAAAUCUGCAACUGAACAUUCAAUCCAGUCACAAGGAACUGGAAAAACACCUCCUCAAAGUACAACAGCACAAACUGUUGAUCAUGCUAAUACUUUAGACAUCUCAAAAUCAAGAAGAAGCCAGAGAUCUUUCAAUGCUGAGAGCCCCUCUACUGGUGGAAGUGCAUUCCCUAGUCAAAAAUCAAAUGUGAAUCAAUUGGUUAUCCAAAUGGAAGAGAUUCAAUACGAAAUCUUGUUGUUCUUCCAUUCUUAUUGGUCAGGGAAAGAGUUAUGCAGGCAGUUUACCUACGAAAAUGGCAACUUGAAAUUGACUGGAAACAAGGAAAAUAUUGAAAAACUUGAGUCUGAAUUAACUGCAUUGCUUGCAGAAAUAAAUAGAGACCAGUUGAAGUCACAAGAUCUUGUAUUCAAAGAUUUACUAAAAAAUGUUAAAAAACGCGAACAGCUCGAAGUUUUUGUGAAAUAUUUUGAAAACUUAGAUAGCUGCUGGUUAGAAUUUGCUGGGUUUUCAAACGAAAAAAUUAAUGAACUAAAAGAUAAUCUUGUGAGAGAAAUAGAAAAAGAGAAAAAAGCAAUUGAAUCUAGGAAACUUCCUGUAGCAGAAGGUGGAACAUCAGUUAAUGAAGAACCAAAUAAUGUCCAAAGGUUUUACACUAAUGAAAACUUGGAAAUUAAAGUAUAUAAAGGAAGUAUUACCAAUCUCAAUGUUGAAUGCAUUGUCAGUUCAAAUACUCGAAAAUUGGAAAAUUUUAUGGGUGUUGCCAAAGCAAUUGCAAAUGCAGCUGGUCCAGGAUUCACAGAAGAGUGUAAAGCCCUUGUUAAAGCAAAGGGCGAAAUAGAAAAAGGAUUUUGUUGUACAACAGGUCCAGGAAAACUUCCUUACAGAUAUGUCAUCCAUGUGGUUGGACCAAUUUGGACUGCCAAGUCAAAUUCUGAUGUAGGAUCUAUUUUGAAACAAUCCAUACUGUCAAUUCUGAAAGAAGCUACACGAUUAGGUGUUAGGUCUGUUGCCCUACCAGCUAUUAGUGCAGGUCAAAAUCAUGCAAACAAGAAAUUGUGUACAAGGAUAUAUGCUGAAGCUGUUUGCUUAUUCAGUUCAGAACAGCCCCAGCUGAAAUAUUCUACCUUAAAGGAAAUUCAUUUCAUUGACAGGGAGAAUGGAAUGGUUGAAUUAAUAGGAAAAGGUUUUAAAGAGCACUUUGAAAGUAAUGCAUUUCAAACAAAGGUACAAGUUCAACGUUCAUCUAUUGGGAAGCCUCCAGUGAUGAGUACAGUAUUCAAACCUUAUUGUCAAAUUAGGAUGAUGAAGGGUGGUCAAGCUGAGGAAUACAACUUGACUGAAUUUUUCAAAGUAAUAACAUGGCUCGGAGAUAUUCUUGAAUUUCCUCAUGACUAUGCAGUAUGUUGUGGACAAGACUCUGAUUUUAAGAGCAGUAGUAACAUUGCUAAACAGUUUAAAUCUCAACAAGAUGUUAAAAAGCAGAUUUCUGACAUUAAGAAGAAUCAAGGACCCUUUCGAACAGGAGAUGUUUUCCAGGUGAAGAGUAAAGAUUGCAUGAUUUAUUAUGUUAUCAUCAAAUCAUUUACAGAAAGAACAAGAAAUAUGGAAGAAUUUCUAUCAGAUGUAACUUUCUGUGUGAAAAAAACACUGUGCAAGGCAGAGGAAUCGCAAGAGAAGGCUAUUGCUGUGCCUCUACUAGGGACUGGAAAUAAAGGAGCUCAAAAAAGCAGAGCAACAAAGGCUUGGAUUGAAGGUGUUUUGCAUUUCCUCAGAGAAACCUUUAGCAAGUCCAGUCACCAUCUUCGUGAAGUUUAUUUUGUCAGCAGCAGUCAAGAAGAUGUGGCUACAAUGGCAUCUCUGUUCAAACAACGAAUUGACUCAUGUAAAAGUGUGCAAAGUGUUGUGUUCGAUAGUUUUGUGUAAAUACAUGUACUUUUAAA